AUGGCGGAGGAGAAUACUGCAGGAAGUACUAUCGUGGCGGAUGCCUUUCUGGAGGCUUUGGCAGAGGCUGGUGUCGACUACCUCUUCACUGUACUUGGCUCCGAUCACCCUAGUAUCAUUGAAGCCUAUAUCCGCCGCCAAAAUGACCCCACCCGCCAGUAUCCCAAAAUGAUCCUAUUCCAGCACGAGUUCGUGGCCAUGUCAGCUGCCGAUGGCUACACUAGGAUCAGUCACAAACCGGCAUGUGUGAUUGCCCACGUGGACGUGGGGACUGCUGCCCUGGGCCAGGGCCUGCACAAUGCAUCUAGCGGUCGUGCCCCUGUCGUAAUCUUCGCCGGUGUUGCCCCAUCCACGCUGUUGGGUGAGGCUCCGGGUUCUCGUUCAGAGCAUGUCCAGUGGUACCAAGAUAUUCGCGACCAGGCGGCCAUCGUGGCGCCCUAUAGUCGUUUUAGCGCGGAGAUCAAGUCCCCGCAUAAUGUGGGCAGUGUGGUACAUCGCGCUGUCCUGAUGGCUACGACUGGGUCCCCAGGUCCGGUGUAUCUCACUGCAACUCGGGAAAUCCUAGCUACCCCUAUCCCCUCUGUGGAGCCCCGGCCAAAGCCCAUCCCAUCCUGUCAUUUGGGGUCCCUGUCUCCGGAGGCCGUGGAGAUGAUCGGUAACGCACUGCUGGACGCAAAAGCCCCUCUCGUGAUCACAGGGUAUCUGGGCCGAAGCCACCGCGCAGUUCAGCAGUUAAUAACCCUAGCGGACACGGUUCAAGGGAUCCGAGUCUUUGACUCCGAGCUGCGCGAGGUCUGCUUCCCAGCAACUCACCCCGCCUGCGUAACCCGUAGCACAGGCGCCGCACCAGCCAUCCAAUCCGCCGACCUAAUCCUCGUCCUAGAUGCCGAUGUACCCUGGAUCCCACGGCGAGUGCACCCCUCCCCAGACGCAGAAAUCUACCACAUCGACCUCGACCCGCGCAAAGAGCGCAUGAACAUGUUCGACAUCGGCGCCUCCGCAGCCUUCCACGCCGACACAGCAUCAGCCCUAACUCAGCUAAACACCUACAUAGCCAGCUCCCCCCGCCUCCCAGCCCUCCAGAAGUCCUGGUCCCCGCGAGCUGGAGAUCUCCUCGCUGCUCAUGAAGAAGGGAAAGCCCGCAUCGACGCCCGCGCCGCAACACCCCUCUCCACCCCCAGCGAACCCUGCACCGUCGACUACCUGUGUAGUCGCAUCCGCGCCUCCGUCCCCCAGGACACAAUCUACAUCACAGACUCGGUGACUAACCAAGUCCCCAUGACCGAACAGCUUCGACUCACCCGUCCCGGAUCUCAUCUAACCAAAGGAGGCAGCGGACUGGGCUGGUCCGGCGGCGCUGCCAUCGGCGUUUCGCUCGCGACAUCCCGAUACGAUAUCUCCGAUCGUCCUAACCUGCGCCUUAACGAAACCACCACACCACCUUUCAUCUGUAACAUCGUGGGCGACGGAAGCUUUGUUUUCUCCGUACCGACGGCAGUAUACUGGGCCGCGCAUCGGUAUCAUACUCCGUUCUUGACAGUGAUCUUGAAUAACGGGGGGUGGAAUGCGACCAGGCAGUGUUUAGCCGAUGUGCAUCCUAGUGGUGUGGCGGCGGGAUUGUCGAACCAGGACCUCGGGAUCUCGCUGGUGGAAGAUGGGCCGGACUAUGGAGAGGUGGCUAGGGCAGCUGCUAAUGGGAAUUUGUGGACGAAGAGGGUGCGCAGUGUCGGGGAGUUGGAUGAGGUGCUGAGGGAGGGGAUCAGGGUUGUGGUUGAAGAGCGAAAGUCGGUUGUUUUGGACGUUAUAAUUAGGUAG
Molecule: messenger RNA, 1815 nt
Organism: Aspergillus nomiae NRRL 13137
Lineage: Eukaryota; Fungi; Ascomycota; Eurotiomycetes; Eurotiales; Aspergillaceae
Product: acetolactate synthase
Exons: 3
Coding region: 1-1815 (604 amino acids)
Biological process (GO): L-valine biosynthetic process
Cellular component (GO): mitochondrion; acetolactate synthase complex
Molecular function (GO): acetolactate synthase activity; thiamine pyrophosphate binding; flavin adenine dinucleotide binding
Source: RefSeq, a predicted model, not a curated record